UAUCCGUUUAGGUUGUGAGCCCUGCGAUGUAUGUCAGCGUGGGGAGCGCCAUAGAUGCCUGGGCGACGUUUGAGAGAAUUGGCACCGGUGCGACCGUGUGUUUGAGGCUGGAAGAACCCGAUGUCCCAGGGGGCACUGCCGAAUUUGAGCUGAGCCGGGACGCCGUGGAGGAUUGCAAGGAGAUGGCCGGCAAGGAGGUGAGCGACACUCCACUCCUGGAGGACGAGGACGGCUGGCCUUUGACAGUGGUUCGCUUCUCCGACUCGCUCUACCGCAUCAAGAAUGUGGCCGCGGACAGCUUCCCGGAGUCCUUGGCGCUCAUGGAUUUCCACGCGCGCCGUCGCGUGCACGGCCUCUCGCCCCAGGAUUUGGCUCGAGCGGACGAGGAGUACCUGUUGGCCAGGAAGAUCCCUUUCACUAUUCUCUUGGGCAUUCAUCACACUCUAGACUUUCUGGGGCAUCCAGCAGUGGACACGGUUGGCAAGGUGAUCAAUGAGACACCAGGCAGGCCGAGGCUCUUGUCCGAUCUCUCGCUCGAGGAGAUUCAAGCCAGAGGCGGACGGCAGUAUUAAGUUUUUUCAUCGAGUCUCCUGUUAACUUUUCUUCUUUGCAUUUGUUUCUUGCAAGACUGAGAAGGGCUGUUUUCUAUCUUUGAUAUUUUUAAGAGAUUUUUUUGGGGAGUCAAAAAAGAGGUUGAGUGAGUCUAAUCCAAGUUUCUGUUGUUUAGAAUAGAAACGAUCCUUUGUUGUCGUUUUUUCUUGGAAUUUUAUGUUUGUGUCCUUCCAGGCGUGAAUUUUUUCGUAUUUAAUGUUCCAAAAACAAGCUCCUGAAAUUCAUAAGAAGGUGCAUAUUCACAUACAUCUAUGUGUCCCCACUAAAUAAAAUAUAAGUUAACUUAAACCAUUUUAAAA
Molecule: messenger RNA, 911 nt
Organism: Selaginella moellendorffii
Lineage: Eukaryota; Viridiplantae; Streptophyta; Lycopodiopsida; Selaginellales; Selaginellaceae
Exons: 2
Coding region: 27-572 (181 amino acids)
Source: RefSeq, a predicted model, not a curated record